AAAACUGCCAGGCACGAAGAGGAGAGAGCAAAAUAUCUCGGUUGUUCUAUAGCUAAAGAAAAAUCAAGAUUUUAAACACAGUUUCUCGUAUAGCUUAUACUACAAACCAAAAGCCCCGAGCCUGCUUUAUGUUACACGCGAAUUCCUGAUUAUACGUAAAGUGAGAUUUGAAAGUACGCGGCUACAGAAGCCAAAUUGUAUGUGUGAAGUGCUAACUGUUAGCUGACAGGCUACCUAGCAUAGCCAUUGAUGCAAUGGCGUUGAAAAGAAUCCAGAAGGAAUUGUCAGACCUGCAGAGGGACCCACCUGCUCAAUGCUCCGCUGGACCAGUUGGAGAGGAUUUGUUUCAUUGGCAGGCAACAAUAAUGGGUCCGAGUGACAGCCCAUAUCAGAGUGGAGUGUUUUUCCUCACCAUUCACUUCCCAACAGAUUACCCCUUCAAACCACCCAAAGUUGCAUUCACAACAAAAAUCUACCACCCUAAUAUCAACAGCAAUGGGAGUAUUUGUCUGGACAUACUGAGAUCACAAUGGUCACCUGCACUUACAGUAUCAAAAGUAUUAUUGUCUAUCUGCUCUCUCCUUUGUGAUCCAAACCCGGACGACCCACUGGUACCAGAGAUCGCUCACACAUACAAGGCUGACAGGGAAAAGUACAACAAAUUAGCAAGAGAUUGGACACAGAAGUAUGCAAUGUGAGAAUGCCAGGGAGAUCAAAAUACAAAUGAGAACAAAAGAAACAUGUUUGAUUUGUAACUUAAGGCAAAUGAGCAACAGGAAAAAAAAAAAAACUAGACAACAGUCCAUCUUUUGGAGGAGGAAGCGAUACAAUGAGGUACAGUGCCACCUGGCUUUCCAUGUGCUGAGCUGCUACCAUGUGCUGUCCUUCAUGACUUGUAUGGAUCUGCUGAGCAGGACCUGACGGGCUCCUUAAAGCACUCCCAUAUGGAAUACCGGAAACUCUUCACAGUCCAUACCGCCACUCUCAGACUUAAAAACUGUUACUCCCGCUAUUGUGAUUAUCACUAUCAUUGUUGCUGUUCAUACACAUCAUUUUCACUGUCCAUGAGUCAUAUCGUCGUGCUACUCUGAAGCAAAAUGUUUGAUUUAUGUAGGAGAUUGGCUCUCUCUUCAUUUCAGAGGUACUGUCUGUGUCCCACUGGAUAUCUUGUUAUUACUGUGUUUUCAUGUAUCUAGUGGCCUUUCUGUGUUAUUAUUUACGGUAUAUGUGCAAUUGAGGCAGAAUGUUCCCUGUUCAACACAAUGGUGCAGUGCCAUUACCAGCAGCUGAUCUGUUGGCACAUACUGUCUCUACCCCGAAACAAUGUGAAAGACGGAAAGAACCAUUGGUUUCUAUCACCCACUGCAUUUUAAAUUGCAACAGUAUUUAGUGGUUCUGAAGACACUGGAGAGCUACUGUUAGGAGCUAGCUGGCCCUUGCCUCACUGUUGUGGCCUCCAUAAGAUGAAUGUCAACUUCCAUUUUUCUCACACAUGCUGUCAUUGCCCUUUAUAGCCUGUGUAAGUAACCACCAAUGGCUGGUGUCCAUAGUGCACAAAUACUACUGUUUGAUUUGUUACUUGUUGUGUAGCAAUGAACAUAGCUACUCUUUGGCAUAUAGCUAAGCUGCGUGCCACCUCCUCAGUACAGUUACUCAGGUAUCCAAUCGAAACAUCAGCCUUUACGUGCAGUGACCCAUGGUGAGAAAAAUGACCAGGGCUUCUAAAAAAUAGUACUGAUCUAAGUUUACUGGUUUGUUUCUAUAAAAGAAAAUGCUCAUGCUUCCCAAAGAGGCAAAAAUGAUCAAAGACAGAUCAGCACUCCUGACGUUCUUUAUGCAUAUAGGUGUAGAUGUCCUGUGUUACACAAAAAAAUAUGCUGUCCCAGAAGUACUGUCAUUUUGUCACAGGGAGGAUUUUUUUCAUUAUCCCUCUCCAGUUCUUUUCACCACCAUUUCCAUUUAUUUUUGAACAACACUUGGGAUGUGAAUGACGCUGUCAAACACGUACAUGCCACUGUUUUUCUAAAAUGACAUGGCCUUUGGUUACAGCUGGUGUCGCUAAUACUCAAAAUGGGAACUUAAACAGACUUAAGAUUUUGCAGAACCUGGUAGUUUGAAGUCAUGUGCAUUUGUUACUUGUGGUGAAUAAAUACAGUAACUUGACAUGACAAUUUAAUCUGCUUUAAAUAUCAAGUGAGGUGAUAUUUGUCACUUGUUCAUAUUCAUGAUCGGAUCUGCAAAGGUUUGUUUUGUUCUGGGAUGAAUAAUCCACACUGACAGUAAAACAGUUUGUCCGGGUGAUGCAUUUGUGACCCUUUGUAUUGUAUCUUUGAAAGCUUUAGUUUUAGGCAAUUUUGUUCUUUCAUGUCACCAGAAUUUAACAUGAUUGUGAUGUGUCAUAAUGUAAUACUAGUUUUAAUAUAAUCCAGUGUGACUGUUGGAUAAAGUAGUUAGGAAGUGCUACGAUUUUCUUUUUUUAAAUCAAGGCUCAUAAUGUGCUGAUGCUGCCAAUAUAAAGGGAAUUAUUUGAUGUUAUAAAAGGGGAAGAUAAUUUGCUAUUGAGGCAUUAUCAUGCAAAUUCAUCCAGAAAGGUCCAUAAUAAAGCAUGAAAAUUUUAGAGGCUUUGAUUGUAGAAUUAAAACCUUGGUUUAGGCGCCAAAUAUAGAUUUUCAUCAAUGUUAGCUGCUGUAGAGAAAAUUGUGAAAACAAGGUCUCCUGAAAUACAGUAUAUAGUUAAAGGUUUUGAAAAUAUAUCCUCUAAAUGCAGUGGAAGUCUUUUUGCUACCAGACAAUUGAAAAUGACUUGUGUGUAAUAGUAGUAGUUCAAACUUUGUGCAUUGUUCUUUGUUCAUCUGGCUAUUUAUUUAUUUGAAAGCUGAGUAUCUUCCAGCUGUACGAUUGAAUGCAGCCUCAAUUCGUUAUGUGAGUGAUGCGACAUUGACUUCCUUUGUCCGGUGUGCUCAAUAGAGUUUAUAUAGGCAGCUUGGCAUGCUUUGCACUCUGGAGAACCUUGUCACAGCCAUUUGCCAGAUAUCAGGGAUUUCGUUACAAUUCAUCUGCCUAACACCUCUGACUAAAAUUUUAGCCUUAACCCUCAUUUUGUGUAUAUAUAUAGAGAGAGAGAGAGAACGUCAUCAGAAACUGUAAAUUUGCUAUCAGGGCUGUAUCCCCAAAAUGGGUGAUUCAUUUCAUUAGUAGACAUGGAAAACUGCACCAGUAUUUUUGUUGAAAUUUUCAGUCUGGCUUUCUCUGAGGACCAGCCUUCAUGCAUCUUAAAAUUUGGAAUAUGUGCGCUUGAACUGCCGCCAUGAACGUCCACAUGUCCUCACAUAGCCCACACAAUAUAACUAUUGAUCUUCUCAUAACAUAUAAAUAAAGCUCAUCUUGGUUUA
Molecule: messenger RNA, 3392 nt
Organism: Micropterus dolomieu (smallmouth bass)
Lineage: Eukaryota; Metazoa; Chordata; Actinopteri; Centrarchiformes; Centrarchidae
Gene: ube2d4
Product: ubiquitin-conjugating enzyme E2D 4 (putative)
Exons: 7
Coding region: 255-698 (147 amino acids)
Biological process (GO): ubiquitin-dependent protein catabolic process; protein polyubiquitination
Cellular component (GO): nucleus
Molecular function (GO): ubiquitin conjugating enzyme activity
Source: RefSeq, a predicted model, not a curated record